This is a messenger RNA of Vigna angularis (adzuki bean), 601 nucleotides long. Its product is annotated as dolichol-phosphate mannose synthase subunit 2. Lineage: Eukaryota; Viridiplantae; Streptophyta; Magnoliopsida; Fabales; Fabaceae. Gene Ontology annotation, cellular component: endoplasmic reticulum membrane; dolichol-phosphate-mannose synthase complex. The transcript has 3 exons. Gene Ontology annotation, molecular function: enzyme regulator activity. The record is from RefSeq and is a predicted model, not a curated record. Bases 251 to 493 code for a protein of 80 amino acids. Gene Ontology annotation, biological process: GPI anchor biosynthetic process.
UAGUUCGGAAAGCACAUAGCCUUAAUCAGCAGGGCGGCACAGUGGUAUCUGAAGAAAAUAAGAAUAAAUAAGUAAUUUCAUUACCCUGGGUUCUGAAAUAUAUGGAGGUGCAAUUUAAAGGUAAAUUUGCUCCAGCUUACAUCUCUGGUGUUCUCAGGCUAUCACUUACAGUUUGACAUCAACGACGCGUUGCAUAGAAGUUUCGCUAUUGCGCUUUGUACACACAGGAGUGAGAGCAAUCAACGGCAACAUGGAAUUAGCAGACAGAGCAGUUGGAUUUCUGUUAUCCGUUAUGAGCUUGUCAAUAUUUACCUACUAUACAUUUUGGGUUAUCAUCCUGCCUUUUGUGGAUGAUGAUCAUUUCGUUCACAAGUACUUUUUACCCCAAGAGUAUGCCAUACUAAUACCAAUUUCUGCUGGCGUUGCACUGCUUUGCUUCUUAAGUAUAUUUGUUGGAGUCGUGAUGCUCAAAUCCAAAAAAAAGAAGGCUUGAUUUUUAUUUUCCGUUUUGUUGCACCAAUUUUUCUGAGUUUUGAAAGAGACAGCGAAGGUAUUAGUGUAUUUUCGAACAUUUCAUUGAAGUUAAGAAAAGCUUUACCUA